UUCCGCAUUGCUUGUGUACGUCUGGUCAGGCAGGCGGCCAUACAGCAUUUAAUAUGGAGCAUUCAUCAGCAUCAGACUCAGAAACUGAAGAUCAUGUCCAGCCUUUACUUCGCCGGAAAAACAGCAGCGACAUUCAGAAAGCUCCUGCCUGUUGCUCCUCACGCUAUGGACUGGCUUUGUUGUCUUGUUAUGGCUUUUUUGUGGCAUAUGCUCUCAGGGUGAACCUCAGCGUGGCAAUGGUUGACAUGCUGAAAAACAGCUCCAGACCCAACUCCAGUUCAUCUGUCUGUCCUCGACACAGCAGCCCUGUACCCAAACACAAUCACACUGCUCGGGUUUAUGACUGGGAUUCAGAGACUCAGGGCUGGAUCUUGAGCUCUUUUUUCUAUGGCUAUAUCCUUACUCAGGUACCAGGUGGUUACUUGGCACGCAAAUAUGGUACCAAGUGGAUUUUGGGUAUUGGCAUUCUUUGCACUGUGAUCUUCACUCUUUUGACUCCACUGGCUGCUGAUCUUGGAGCUGGUUACCUCAUUGCCGUCAGGGUGUUGGAGGGUAUUGGGGAGGGAGUAUCGUAUCCUGCCAUGCAUGCAAUGUGGGCAUUGUGGGCACCACCUCUGGAGAGAAGUCGUCUGCUCACUAUCUCUUAUGCAGGUGCUCAGUUGGGAACUGUAGUGGCCCUUCCCCUGUCUGGCCAGAUAUGCUUUUACCUAGACUGGACAUAUGUCUUUUAUAUAUUUGGUGCUGUUGGUCUCCUCUGGUUUGUUCUCUGGGCUUGCUUUGUCAGUAACAGUCCCAACUCGCACAAAAGAAUAACAGAAACCGAAAGGCUCUAUAUAACGUCAUCUUUGAAAAAUGAACUGUCCCCAACAACAGACUAUAUCCCAUGGACAUCAAUCCUCAAGUCCUUGCCCUUAUGGGCCAUAGUUGUUGCGCACUUCUCUUACAACUGGACAUUUUACACACUGUUGACACUCUUACCCACAUACAUGAAUGAUGUUCUGGGAUUCAGUAUCCAGCAGAAUGGAAUGCUGUCUGCUCUACCCUACAUUGGAUGUUGGUGUGCGACUCUGCUGGGUGGACAGCUGGCAGACUUCCUGAGAGAGAGAUGUCUCAUCCGCACUGUAAUUGUGCGUAAAGCUUUCACUCUAGUGGGAAUGAUGGGACCAGCUGUGUUUCUAGUAGCUGCUGGUUAUACCAACUGUGACUACUUCUUGGCUAUUGCUUUCCUCACCAUCUCUUCAUCUCUUGGGGGCAUGUCAGCCUCUGGAUUUAACAUCAAUCAUUUGGACAUUGCUCCCUCCUAUGCUGGAAUAUUGCUUGGGAUCACAAAUUCAUUUGCCACUAUACCCGGCAUGGUGGGACCAGUAAUAGCAGGAUUUCUGACCAAAUCUAGCACCAAUGCAGAGUGGCGAAUUGUCUUCUACAUCUCAGCGGGAAUCAAUAUGUUUGGAGCCAUUUUCUUUACGCUAUUUGGGGAAGGCACAGUCCAGCCUUGGGCUGUCCAGAGAAUACACUGCCGAUAAAAUAUGUUCACAGUAAGCCGUUCCAGAAGGCCAAAGGGACACCACACGGUUUACACAUUGAUUGAUAUUGCACAAUCGUUUUUUUAUUAUUAUUCAUUUUAUAAAUAUUCAAUACAAGACACAAUGACAUGAGAGAUUUUGGUAAUAUCUGAAUUGUCGAUUUCUUAUUUGCCAUCUUGUUUAUGACAUGGUUUUUGAUUAUAAUUUUUUUAACUUGAAUGACUAAAAUGAGAUUUAUGUGAAGGAAAAAAUCUCUUGUUCUCAUGCCUUAUUGUAUAAUUUGCACAUACCUUGUGUUAACCAGGUGCACAAUCAACAACUUCUUAUAAGGGAUAUUUUUAUAUUUUCUAAAUGGUCUUGUUGCUUGAUUUUAGCCAUGAUUUCUGUUUACGUUUUUUUGGUGGGAAGUAUUUGUGUAAAUACUGUAACUUGUGUUAUACAUGGAUUGUGAGCUACAUUAAAUGCUUCAUUACCCGUUAAAAGUGUAUAUCAAAUAAAAUAAUUUCACCCGUUUAAUCGUUGUUAAUUUUG
This is a messenger RNA of Triplophysa rosa, 2054 nucleotides long. RefSeq names its product solute carrier family 17 member 5 (gene slc17a5). Gene Ontology annotation, molecular function: transmembrane transporter activity. The record is from RefSeq and is a predicted model, not a curated record. The transcript has 11 exons. NCBI's taxonomy places the organism in Eukaryota, Metazoa, Chordata, Actinopteri, Cypriniformes, Nemacheilidae. Bases 54 to 1523 code for a protein of 489 amino acids. Gene Ontology annotation, biological process: transmembrane transport; monoatomic anion transport.